Messenger RNA from Pyrus x bretschneideri (Chinese white pear), 3587 nucleotides. RefSeq names its product nucleolar protein 6. Gene Ontology annotation, cellular component: CURI complex; UTP-C complex; small-subunit processome. The coding region runs from base 124 to 3282 and encodes 1052 amino acids. Gene Ontology annotation, biological process: rRNA processing; tRNA export from nucleus. The transcript has 26 exons. The record is from RefSeq and is a predicted model, not a curated record. NCBI's taxonomy places the organism in Eukaryota, Viridiplantae, Streptophyta, Magnoliopsida, Rosales, Rosaceae.
GUCUUCUUCUCUCCCGCCACCUCUUCCACUAAAACCCUAAACCCUAAAUUACCAGAACCUUUACCAGUCACCAAAACUACCCCGUUUCAGCUCCCAGAGCAGAACCAAAGCCAGCGAAGAACAAUGGAGCCCGCUACGCUGACGAACUCAAUGGACCUAAAGAUUGGGGAGCUCUUGAAAGAGGUCCAGCUCGACUAUUCACUCACCUUCACCAAGGCCGUCGACGACGCCGUUUCAGUCAUCAAAAGAGCCAUCGACAAAAUCCCAGAAGGCCUCAAUGUUACAGCUGAUGAAGCGCGGGGAUUCGUCAGGGACAUUGGCGCUGACAAGGUCGAAUUCGCGUUUAAGAAGCCGAAAUCUAUUGAAAUUGGUGGGAGUUAUGCCAUACAGUGCGUUGUAAAACCUGAAGUUAAUGUGGACCUCUUCGUUCGGAUGCCCAAGGAGUGUUUCCAUGAGAAAGACUAUUUGAAUUACCGGUACCAUGCGAAAAGGUGCCUGUACCUUUGUGUAAUAAAAAAGUUUUUGAAGUCUUCUUCAUUAGUUGAAUGGUCCACCUUACAGAAUGAAGCCCGGAAACCUGUAUUGAUUGUCUAUCCAGGCGUAAAACUUGUCGAAGUCCCUGAGUUUUGUGUAAGGAUAAUUCCUACAGCACCAUCCCUUUUCAACAUUCCAAAGUUGCACCUAGAGCGCAAUAAUGUUCGUGCUCUAAAUCAAGGGGGAGUUCCUCAGGCUACUCCUAAGUACAAUAGUAGUAUUUUGGAAGACAUGCUCAUUGAAGAUACUGAAGAAAUUCUCAAGAAAACUUUUCUCGGGUGGAAAGAAUUACAAGAGGCAUUAAUUUUGCUGAAGGUCUGGGCUCGUCGGAGGACACCAAUAUAUGCUUAUGAUUGCUUGGGUGGAUAUCUGAUCUCUGUCAUAUUGUCAUACCUUGUGGAUAGGAAUCGUAUUAAAAAGUCAAUGACGACAAUGCACAUAUUCCGUUUUACCCUGAGCUUCCUUGCCAAUUCAGAACUUUGGAAACAUGGGCUCUACUUUACACCGAAAGACCAAAAAGCUAUUCCAAAGGAGAAAAGGUUGCCUCUUAAAGAAUCAUUUCCAGUUGUUAUAUGUAGUCCAGCUACAAACUUUAAUUUGGCCUUCCGAAUGACAAGGGCUGGAUUUCUCGAGCUCCAAGAUGAGUCUGCUUCGACACUUACAUGCAUAGACAAAUGUAGAGAUGGUGGGUUUGAAGAAAUUUUUAUGACCACGGUGGACUAUCCUGUAAAAUAUGACCACAUCAUAAGGUUGAACUUAAAGGGGAACAGUGCAGUUUAUGCAUCAGGAUUCUGCUUGGACGAUGAAUGUUGGAGAUUAUAUGAGCAGAAGGUGCAGAGUGUUUUAAUUCAAGGGUUGAGUGACAGAGUGAAGAAUGUACGUGUUACCUGGAGAAAUAUGUUAUCAGACCGCAUCAUAAAAAAUGGAUUGUCAACCCUCAAUGCGGAGCCAUUGCUUAUUGGAAUUUCCGUAAGCUCCAUAGAGAAAGCUUUUAGGCUUGUUGAUAUUGGUCCAGAUGCUGAUAACAAAGCGGAGGCCCUCAAAUUCCGCAAGUUCUGGGGGGAAAAGUCUGAGCUCAGGAGAUUUAAAGAUGGUAAAAUUGCAGAAAGCACAGUUUGGGAAAGUGAGCAAUGGAAAAGACAUAUCAUCUUACAAAGGAUUUCUGAGUAUGUGCUUCUGCGACAUCUUUCUGUAUCAAAAGAGAAUAUAAUGCACAUCGUGGAUCAACUUGAUUUCUCUUUGCUAUAUGGUACUGGAGAUCCUGUAUCAUCUUCUGGGAAUUUGCUUGGGGCAUUUGAAAUUCUAUCGAAGCGCUUGCGGCUUCUUGAAGACAUUCCACUGAAGGUUUCUACUGUGCAGCCCCUAGAUUCAGCUUUCAGGUUUUCUUCUGUAUUCCCACCUGAACCUCAUCCGCUUGCUAAUGAGAAGGGUGCUUUUGUAAGAUUACAUAGGUUCACUCCUUCCUGCAUUCGUCCGCUGGAAGCUAUGAUCCAGCUGGAAGGUUCUGGAAACUGGCCAAUGGAUGAUCUAGCAAUUGAGAAAACUAAAUCUGCGUUCCUUCUCAAGAUUGGAGAGAGUCUCCAGAAUAAUUGGGGGAUGACGUGUACAGCUACGGAGGAUGAUGUGGAUGUUUUUGUUUCUGGAUAUGCAUUUCGCCUAAAAAUUUGGCAUGAGAGAGGCCUGACUUUGUUGAGACGGGAAACUGGAAAUGAUCUAGUGAAGCAGGUCUCUAAUACGGACAGAGAACUUUAUUUCCGGAGUCAACAUUCCAGCAUGAUUAAUGGAUUACAGGGUUGUUAUGCAGCAUACGGGCCAGUUGUUAGGCUUGCAAAACGGUGGGUAGCUUCACAUCUGUUUUCGGCUUGCUUGGGGGAGGAGGCAAUUGAACUAUUGGUUGCAUACGUCUUUUUGAAGCCUUUACCAUUCAAUGCUCCAUGCUCACGAAUCACUGGAUUUUUGAGGUUCCUACGAUUACUAUCAGAUUAUGACUGGAAUUUUUCUGCAUUAAUUGUCGACAUAAACAAUGAUUUGACUCCAAAAGAUAUGCAAGAGAUAAAUGAUAAUUUCAUGUCAAGUAGAAAAACUAACGAAGAAAAUGUGCUAAGUGUAAUCCCAGCAAUGUUCUUGGCUACAACUUACGACAAGGCAUCUGAGGCCUGGACCAGAUUCUCACCAAACUUGAUGGAGUUAAAAAGGUUGAUGGCUUAUGCUGGAAGCAGUGCAAAGUUGUUGACCAAACUGAUAUCGGAGGAUCAUGAUGAUAAGCAUAGAUGGGAGUGCCUUUUUCGAACUCCUUUGAACAAUUAUGACGCAGUUAUUCUUCUUCACAGAGAAAAAUUACCUUACCCCCAACAUCUUCUCUUUCCAUCCGAAUUAAAUCAAGGUGCAGGGGUACAUGUGGCAUGUGGGAAUGCGAGCAACGUUUUCCACCCAUUUCUGUUGCCUGGAGACAUGAAAGGAAAUUCGGAGGCACUAAGAAAUAAGCUAUUGGUAAACUUUGAUCCACUGAGGUGCUAUGUCGGGGAUCUAGAGAAAGAGUACCCCAACACCUUCAAGCUAUGGUAUGAUUCUCUGGGUGGUGAUGCUGUUGGCAUAACGUGGGGGAGAUAUGGUUCAAAGAAACGAGGGCGGGAAGAAGAAGCAGAGGAGGUGAAAGAUCCAACUGGUUUAUUAAAAAACAUCGGUGAAGUAGGAACAGGAUUUGUGAGAGGGGUUUAUCUUCUCAAAGCCCCAAGGCUCACGAGUUAACUCUGUUUAUACUCUAAAACGCUCAAAGCUUCACGGGUGACAACAAUUUUCUUUGUGAUGCUGCUUUUCGACAUGGUAAGAAAUCCUCGGCGCGCCCCUCUGACAAUACUCAUAACAGAGAGAUAAAUUACCCAGUUAGGGAUUCCCGUUUGUAACUGGUAACAAGGUUACGAAAGGAAACGUAUUUGUAUGGUUGUAUGUCAGCCAUGAGAAUUUGAAAAUCUGAAUCUGUAUUAUGUUACAGUUAACUGCCUGAGAGCAGCAUUUUUGUUGAUGAUAAAUUCGAUUGAACUGUUAGUUAGAAA